Molecule: messenger RNA, 216 nt
Organism: Sclerotinia sclerotiorum 1980 UF-70
Lineage: Eukaryota; Fungi; Ascomycota; Leotiomycetes; Helotiales; Sclerotiniaceae
Exons: 4
Coding region: 1-216 (71 amino acids)
Source: RefSeq, a predicted model, not a curated record
AUGGAUACGAUUAAACAUGCGGGAAAAUACAUUUUAGAGAAGACUCGGGCUGUGGAAAAGGGGGUGGAGGAGAGGGUUCAUAAGAAUACGGUAAAAGAUUCCGCAGCUCCAGUUAGCAAGAGGACAUGUGCGGCUUUUGAGGUGGUUGGUGAUAAGAUUGAGAAAAAGGGUCAUGAUGCAAAAGCAGAGUAUCAUAAGCAACUUUUUAAGCAUUGA